AUGCGAAGCCCGAGCGCGGCGUGGCUGCUCGGGGGCGUCCUCCUGCUGGCGGCCUCUGCCUCCUGCAACCGCACCGUCGCAGGAGACAAGAGACUGUCUAAAGGAAGAAGCCUCAUUGGUAACGUGGAUAAGUCACCUGUGGUCACUGGCAGAGGCGUGACAGUGAAACCAGGCUUUUCCGUGGAUGAGUUUUCUACCUCCGUCCUCACUGGAAAGCUGACCACUGUCUUUCUUCCAGUUGUCUACACGAUCGUAUUCGUGGUUGGUUUGCCAAGCAAUGGCAUGGCCCUGUGGGUCUUUGUUUUCCGAACAAAGAAGAAGCACCCCGCUGUGAUUUACAUGGCCAACCUGGCCUUGGCCGACCUCCUCUCGGUUACCUGGUUCCCUUUGAAGAUCGCGUAUCACAUCCAUGGCAACAACUGGAUUUACGGGGAGUCUCUUUGCAAGGUGCUCAUUGGCUUUUUCUACGGCAACAUGUACUGCUCCAUCCUCUUCAUGACCUGCCUCAGCGUGCAGAGAUACUGGGUCAUCGUGAACCCCAUGGUGCACCCCAAGAAGCAGGCAAACAUUGCCAUCGGCGUCUCCCUGGGAAUAUGGCUGCUCAUUCUGCUGCUUACCAUCCCCUUGUACGCCGUAAAGCAGACCUCCUACAUCCCGGCCCUUAACAUCACGACCUGUCACGACGUUUUGCCGGAGGAGGUGCUGGUGGGAGACAUGUUCAACUACUUCCUGUCUCUGGCCAUUGGAGUCUUUCUGUUCCCAGCCUUCCUCACGGCCUCGGCCUACGUGCUCAUGAUCCGGACCCUCCAGUCUUCUGCCAUGGAUGAGAGCUCAGGAAAGAAGAGGCGGAGGGCCAUCAAGCUCAUUGUCACCGUCCUGGCCAUGUACCUGAUCUGCUUCACGCCCAGUAACCUUCUGCUCGUGGUGCACUACUUCCUGAUUAAGACCUGGGGCCAGAGUCACGUCUACGCCCUGUACAUCGCGGCCCUCUGCCUCUCCACCCUCAACAGCUGCAUCGACCCCUUUGUCUAUUACUUCGUUUCACAGGACUUCCGGGACCACGCCAAGAACGCUCUUCUCUGCCGGAGCGUCCGUACUGUAAAGCGGAUGCAGGUAUCCCUCUCCUCAAAGAAAUUCUCGGGGAAAUCCAGCUCUUACUCUUCAAGUUCGACCAGUGUCAAAGGCUCCUACUGA
Messenger RNA from Budorcas taxicolor (takin), 1194 nucleotides. RefSeq names its product F2R like trypsin receptor 1 (gene F2RL1). The transcript is spliced from 2 exons. The coding region runs from base 1 to 1194 and encodes 397 amino acids. The record is from RefSeq and is a predicted model, not a curated record. Gene Ontology annotation, molecular function: thrombin-activated receptor activity. Gene Ontology annotation, cellular component: membrane. Gene Ontology annotation, biological process: blood coagulation; positive regulation of Rho protein signal transduction; phospholipase C-activating G protein-coupled receptor signaling pathway. Lineage: Eukaryota; Metazoa; Chordata; Mammalia; Artiodactyla; Bovidae.